GUCCACUGGUGCGGUAAUCUUUUGGCAGUGGGCCAACCAGUCAUUCAACGCACUUGUCAACUACACCAAUAGCAAUGCAACAACUGAAGUGAAUACAAAACGCUUAUUAACUGCAUAUGUCAGUGCUACUGGUUCCGCCCUUGUUGUUGCACUUGGGUUAAAGAGAGUACUUGCCAAGAGGUCUAGUCCACUGAUGCAGAGGUUUGUGCCAUUUGCUGCAGUCGCUGCCGCUAAUGCUGUCAACAUUCCACUUAUGAGACAGAGUGAAAUCACCCAAGGUGUGGCUGUCAUGGAUGAAAAUGGAAAUUAUGUCACUAAAUCAAAAUAUGCAGCUGUGAAAGGAAUCUCCCAGGUUGUUUUGUCUAGGAUCUUUAUGGCUGCACCCAGUAUGACAAUCUUGCCAGUUUUUAUGGAGAGGUUAGAGAAGACUAGACUAUUUCUCCGUCACAAAUGGCUAAGUGGCCUAUGUCAAGUUUUGUUCUCUGGAUUAAUACUUCUGGUGACGGUGCCAGCUGGUUGUGCUCUGUUUCCUCAACGAUGCUCAAUAUCUAGUAGACAGUUGUCUCUGUUGGAUUCUGACAGGCUACAAGAGCUGAAGAACACUGGCAGGACAGAUCUACCAGAGAGACUUUAUUUUAACAAAGGACUGUAA
Molecule: messenger RNA, 652 nt
Organism: Candidula unifasciata
Lineage: Eukaryota; Metazoa; Mollusca; Gastropoda; Stylommatophora; Geomitridae
Source: the annotation of a GenBank genome assembly